Physcomitrium patens is the source of this 4795-nucleotide messenger RNA. RefSeq lists its product as uncharacterized. The record is from RefSeq and is a predicted model, not a curated record. Lineage: Eukaryota; Viridiplantae; Streptophyta; Bryopsida; Funariales; Funariaceae. Gene Ontology annotation, biological process: nuclear-transcribed mRNA catabolic process, nonsense-mediated decay. Gene Ontology annotation, cellular component: telomerase holoenzyme complex. Gene Ontology annotation, molecular function: telomeric repeat DNA binding; protein binding; telomerase RNA binding.
CCAGUUCAAAUUUUUGUAUUCGUAACGUUGAAAGGGGGUUUCUGCCACGAGACACCGCCCCGGGUUUUGAAUGGUCGGUAAGCGCAGGCCUUGGAAGGGACGGCAAGGGGAAAGUUUCGGUGCUGGCUGGCUGGACAUGCACUGAUCGCCCGUUGGGAUUCUCGCGCAGCCCUACGCGCGGGGAAUGGGUUUUUGGGUUCUUCAUCAGUUUUGGCUUCUUCCCCGUCUUGUUGCACUCACAAUGGUAGAUUUUGAAGUAGCCGUGUGGUGUCCAGGGCAAGUAUCCUUCCCUAGAUCGUUUGCGAAAGCAAUGUGCUUUGUCGAUGAAGAAGCUUGCAAUGCAGGAGCUGGGUGUUCGACCAAGCUCAGGAGCUGAUUCUCUUACCUGGUGGCUUGAGCGAGGGGAAAUGGUCGCCGGAAGUUAUGACUCGGGGCGGGGAUCCCUUUCUCAACCGCGCAUUGCUCAGAUUAACGAGCAAGAACUGAAGCUUGCGGAGCUGCGGCGUAGCAAAGGCCCAUUCGAUCGAGCUGUAAGAGCAUUGACCACGAACAUUCGCGAAGCUUAUGAGAAUAUCAUUCUCGAGAAUCUGCCAAGAUCAGAGUCGAUAGAGCAGCAGCUGUGGCGACUUCACUACAGUUUCAUAGAGGAAUUCCGAGCCCGUCUAGGGAAGCUCAAAGCGGCUGCUCUUGCUGCUGCAAACGUUCCUAACAAGAAGAAAGCUGUAGAGCAGCAGAAAUUUGAAAGAGUAGGGGGUCAGUACAAGUGCUUUCUCGAUGAAGCAACCGGGUUCUACCAUGGACUGAUUGCAAAGCUAGGGGCCAAGCAUGGGCUCUCAGGGAAAUUGUCUUCUUCCAGCAAUAUAACUGAAAUUAGCAGCAGCAACGAUAGGUUCAGAAGAUGCCAGUGUGUCUGCCACAGAUGCUACAUAUAUUUGGGAGAUUUAUCUCGUUAUAAAGAACUUCACCUGGUUGUCGAAGGACGUACUCCUGAUUGGUAUGUAGCAGCGAAUUAUUAUCGGCAAGCCUCCGCUCUGUGGCCCGUCGGGGGCAACCCUCAUAACCAGCUCGGUGUGCUGGCCACUUAUGCAGGAGACAACCUGCAGGCUUUAUACCAUUAUCUCUACAGCUUAGCUGUGCCUCUUCCCUUUACCACUGCUCGUGCAAAUGCCAAGUUGCUCUUUGAGAAGAAUCAACAUCAUAAUUCUCAGCUUUCGAACUCACCUGAAGAAGAUGUGGCUAUUGACAUUCAAAUGGCACAACCAUUUGAGAGUCAUACCACCAAGUCCAGCACCGAAUCCCACAAAGAGUGUCCUCUUGCUAGACUGCAAAGACGGUUUCGUGUGCACUUCAUUACUAUUGUUGGACUCCUUUUCAACAAAUCAGGACUGGAAGAAGUAUCUGAACUUUCUAAGCCACUACUUCGAGAAGCGCAGCUGCUUCUCUCUCAAGACAAUACGCUUAUUACAUCCUCUUUCACCCUCGAGAAAUCGAAUCCUUUCAAGAAUCAAGCGUUCAGCGUCAUGCAACUGGUGGUACUAUUAAUCCUUUCCAUCCACAAUGUCGGGCCCAAGAAAGAGAGGAGCAGUUGCAAUUCAGAUGGACCAGAGAUAUCACCGUUUGUGAUGCAAGCCAUUAUAUUUGCUUUACAAUUCACGACUGUUGUGUUACAGCAUUGCACAAGAACGGAAGAGCCAUGUUGCAGCCAUUUGUUCCCUGCGAUAGUAGUCUUCUGCAAUUGGCUUGCGAGCUAUCCUGACUUUGUCCAACAAAUACAGGGCGAUGAAGACUGUGAAAAAUCUCUUCGCAGCUUUGGGAAUGAAGUAUGCAUACUUCUGUCCAAGUGUCUUCAACAAGUUUGUUUGGCGAAAGGCCAUGAUAACGAUUGCAUAGCCUUUUCUGAGAAGGAGGGUCAACAUGGAACUGAAACGAUUCUAUGGGAGGAUAAAGAAUUGUCCGGUAUAGUUUCUUUGAAGUGUUUAGACACUUCCGAGAUUGCUUUGAAAUCAUCUAUGCAGGCAAAGAGUGGACCAAGUGCAGCUGAGUCAGCUUGCAUAGUGCGCAUGGAGCGUCUUACGAAAGCCUUGACGUUCCUUGGUUCCAUAAUUAAAUCGGAAUAUUUAGAACAUGAAAUCACUAACGUUGUCAGCAAGUUUCCAUUUGGAUUGGCCUCUGGGAGAGCGAGUUCUGAAAGGAAUAAAUAUUCUCAAUCCUCUGGAGCCUCAGUUAGAACAAGGGAUGGAUCAUUGGAACCGAAAACUCAAGGCCCGUCUAUUGUGCAGCGUAGCUUCGAGAUAAGUCUGGCAAGUCAUUGUAGGAGAGAGGACCAAAUUUUUUUAAAGUCCAAGGAGCAGAAGAUGGAACCUGCUGGGCAUCUCAAAUCCACUAGACAUUCAUCCGGAGGAACAAUUUUACAACAGUCAGGAAGUGAGCUUUGCGACAAUAAUCCAUCAGAAACAAUCGUGGAAGAUCCUGUUCGCUGUAAUGUAGAGCACAAAGACGACGGUGCACUGGGUUCCGCUGGCCGAGGGCUGUCUCUUGGAGACUGGGUAAAAGCGCCCAACGCGUGCAACGAUGACAACGUUGAUCCGUCCCCGGCCUUCAAUAAACGGAGUAUGUCCCGGCCCGGGUUGCCAGAGGCUUCACAGCAAGCUCACAUUCACUCAUCAGCUGAAGAGUCAUUCAUUCCAAGUCUGAGCUUCAAGUUAGCUCCUCGUGUGACACCAAAACCUCCCCGUGCUCUAUCUUGCAGCAAUCUUGUACAGUCCGAAGCUGGUGAACCAAGAGGACUGCGACAACCUCCAGAUUUGUCAAGAUCUAAUGCCCAUGUAGCCAUAUCAUUAAAUCUGCCAGGCUCCAUCCAAGUCCCCAUUGAUCUUGAUUGCAAAUCGCCGCUUAAUGUAGAGAAGGAUGCGAUCAAGGAUGAAGACGUCAAUCUUAGCCAGAUCAAAAAACGGAGAUUUGGGUGUCACGAGCCUUUGAGAAGGCCUGUUUCAGAUGGUAACAUAGUUAGUGAAGCAACUCAUGAAGAAGAAAGCACGAAGAGAGGACAUGGUGCUGAUAUUGAACCAGGGCAACAGAGUUCCUUGACAACUACCGCGAAGGACGCUACUUUCGUAGCCCAUGUUUCUGGUGAACAAGAAAGGAGCGUUUCUAUUCAAGUGGUGCUAGAUCAGUCCGUUCAAACUCCUGUAGGUCACAUGAUUGUUGAUGACGUUGAACGGGCUGACUAUGAAUCUAUUGCCACCGGAGAUUCUAAGCUAGCUGCUCAAGAAGAAGGCAAUCAAUACCUAGCUUCUUCUGCGAAGGCUUUGGUAGAUGCUCCCAAAGCAGCUUUGGAGGACUGCUACAUUGGAGGUCAAGGCAAGAAAAGGAAGCAUGAAACUCUAACACCAUUGCCUUCCUCAAGAUGUCAGCAUUGUCAAGGUGUAAGCCCAGGCGAAGGUGCAAGCUCAGAGAAGGUGAACUGGUGCGCACCCCAAAGUCGAAAACAAAAGAUUGAUGUCAAUGCGGGGUUUAUGAGGCAGAGACAAGGAUGGGGCCAACCUUGCAAGGAUCCUCACCUUAGUGCCUCUUGCUGUAGCCUCUCAGAGUUGGACGGGAGGAUGUACUGGCUUCCGGCCUCAUCCAAGCGACUUCGAGUGAUGAAGGAAUGGGAGUGCGAGGAGGACUACAGUUGGCUUGACACAUACACUCAUGUUGUACCACGAUCGUUAUCAACACUAGCGCAUGCUAUGAGUGUAUCCUCGUUCUCAUUUUCUGAGUUUGGGGUUUUCCGUGAGUAUGGAGCAAGUGCAAAUGGUGCCAGAUUAGCUUAGUACCUCAUGUGGUCGUGACAGUGCACCAGAAUGUCGUUUCUCGGACAGUUCACGCAAGGGUUAUUGGUAUACUAAUAGAAUUCUUAUAGGCAAGUUGAGUGGGUCCUAUUCUUAAUUGUCAUGGGAUGUGUUAUUAUGAUAGUUUCCAUUCACAAGGUAAAAUUUCCCAAGAUGCACAACAAACCAUAUACAUUGUGGGCGACAGACAACUAUUUCGAGCUCAGGAAUCCUUACCAUUCGUUUGUAAACUCGAUUUAGUAGCUGCCCAUUGCGUUAUGGAUUACUCGUGUGUUCUCUAGCGUGUCAUAGAUUCACCGAAAGUGCGAUACUAGUUGGUAAUCGACAGGAAUACAAUAGCAGAUCUUGUCUAUGAAAGUGACGUAGUAGAGAAGAGCUGAAGCCCAGCCUAAAUCCAGCACCGCAGCGUAUCCUGCGGGCUGAGUUUCAAAGAUUGCAGCCCGCAGUGGGUGAGGAAAGAAUUUUUUUGUCCAUGUGCUCGUGUUUUGCAUUUGGAACGCGUUCAGAACCGACGGAGAGAAAUUGUUGAAAACAGUGUUGCUGAAAUAUUUCAAGCUCGUCCUGUGAGGAUAUGAUCGCGAGAUCCCACUGGGGUGUUCAUACUAAGGAACCAGCUGAGUUGCAGCAAGCCGAAACGUAGACCAUGAAGGCAAACAAUGCCAGAGUAGCUCUGCAACAUGGAUCAACUGUGGAUGCAUCGAUGGCUUUUUCUCUUGAAUUCAAGUUGGUUGCUGGUGAAUGGCAAUAAGGCAGGCGAGGUGCUGUUCAGAAACGAUUUAGGUGUUUUUUAAAGUUAUUUGUAUCCAUAUGAGUUUUUUAAAUUUUUUUGUUAUGUUCUUCUUCUUGUAGGAUGAGUUGUUGAUAAGAUAAUUUUAGAAAUUAUUUGAUGGUUUUUUAUUCUUAUUUUUAUUUAUUUUUAUUAAAAUUUUGCAAAUCCAAAAUAUUGCGUGCUUUUACUACUA